Molecule: messenger RNA, 2175 nt
Organism: Spirodela intermedia
Lineage: Eukaryota; Viridiplantae; Streptophyta; Magnoliopsida; Alismatales; Araceae
Source: the annotation of a GenBank genome assembly
AUGGAUCUGCAGGCGCUGAAGGACUUCGUAGAGAAGGCCGGCGAGGACCUUGUCCGUAAGGCCAACCUGGAUGCUCUGCCUGAAAAGUUCUACGACGCGUUCAUCCUCAGUGGCGUUCGGAUCGACAGCAUCGAGCCCGGAAGGGUUCUUUGCUCCAUGACAGUCCCGCCGCGCCUUGUCGUAGGCUCUCUGACCACUAUGAUUCCUUACUCACUCUGUGCUUUACCGAAUUGACUUCGAUUAUUCCGAGCAGAACACGUUUAACUCCAUGCACGGCGGGGCCACCAUGUCUCUGGUGGACAUCUUGGGUUCUGCGGCAAUAUUGAGUACCGGGAGUAAAUCCACUGGUGUUUCUCUUGAUAUCAGCGUCUCCUAUCUGACUUCUGCUUAUGCCGGUGUAAGAAAAAUUUAAUUGAACUGAAUCCUUCCUUUUGUGUUACUUGUAUUCCUCGAGUUUCUUCGGCGGCAGUAAUUCUCUACUUCUCGGAUUGAAAUUUUUUCUUGUGCAGAUUUUUUGUUUCUUCAUAUCGUUCGAACUUCGACCUUCAAUGUUUGGCUUCAAGAAUUGCUGUAUUUUAUGUUUGUCAAAAUAACGAUGAUAGUGCAGGAGUUUUUCUGACUUCAAGAGAUGGAGUGAGAUUAGUAAGUGAAUCCUUGUAGUUUUUUUUCUGAUUUUUGAAUCCACGGAAACAGCUUGUAAAUUAUCGACGAAUAGUUUUGGCUCCCGGAUCCCACGUGAGAGAAAGCAGGGGCAUCGUUGAAUAUGUAAGAUUUAUGAAAUUUCCUGAAUUCGAAAAUGUAUAGGGCUGGAUUACGAGGAAGAUCUUCAAUAUAGGAGUUAUUUGGACUGCUACAAUGGCUUAAUUAAUUGAUUCUUAUGUACUUGAACGCAUCUCAAAACACUUUCUUGCUCUUCAACAAUCCACAGUGACAAGUAACUGAAUCAUCUCCUGUACGAACCAACUUAAAUUAGCAAAUAAGCCAUCAAAAAAUUUCGUUCGGUUAAAGCUUUCCAUCGUAACUUGUGUUUGCUUGACGUAGCCUUGUAACUUGAUUAUCACAAAUGAGAUUACGACUUCGGGUCCGUUGCUGGGCUUGUUUAAAUAUAAAAGAUAGAAAGAAAAAAAUGAUGUUUCUACGAAUAGCAUAAUUUCAUUAUCUGAAUAUUUAUGGAAUUGCGCUAAACCACAAGCGGAUUUUGCCUGAUCCUAGUUUGGUUCGCAGAUAAGGGAUGUGGUAUACUUUCCCUAUUCUGACUGAUUUUGUCUCUGAGGUACGGGUGGAUUACCUUGGUGAGGUUGAAGAAAAUGCAUAAAAAAUUGAAAUGAGAUUCCGAUUGAGGUUUUGAUAUCUCAUUCACAGACAGUGAGUUGAAUUAGACUAAUUUCGAUACAAUAUUUUUGGACAAGACAGCGAAAAGAAGAAUAUGUCUGCCAAAGAAGGCAAUCACAGAUAUGUGAAGGAAAUCUAGCCCAAGGCAAUAUGAUGUCGUUCCAGCAUAAACAGGGUGAUAUGAUUACAGAGAGCAUCUGAAUGCAUUCAUAUUUCAUGUAUCUUGUUAUGUUACUUUGUCUCCACUCUACUACACGCUAUCCGUGUACUUUCAAAGAGGAACAAUCUCACUCCUUCCCUCGCUUCAUACACCUCUUUGCUUUACCACUUCUUCAUUGUUCAGUGGGCUUUCCUUUUGUCGAAGUUAUCAACUCACGGCCUUCAUCAGUUUUUAAUCAGAUGUUUAAAUUUUAUUUUAUUUCCUCGUUAAAUUUUCACAAGUACUUCGAUUUUAUAAAUCAUGAGUAUUCGUUGGACAGUUUAAAGGUAUUCUAUAAUUGAAAUGGCACGUCUGCUUCUUAAAGCUAAUUAAAAAAAUGUGCACAUUUCUAUUGCCUGGUCUUUGCACAAUUGUCACUUGUGUCACAUAUAAUACCUAUCUCUGAGAUCCACUUUUCUAUUCUUUGUCUGUUAAUUAUCCACAGAAUGCCCGUUUCAUUGAGAUCGAUUAUUAAUUUGGUUCCCUUGUCGCCUGUCCAGGAAGAAAUCCAGAUCGAUUCCAAGGUCUUGCGGGCCGGGAACUCCAUCGCAGUUGUCUCUGUGGAGCUGAGAAAGAAGCACGGCGGAGAGAUCAUCGCCCAGGGUCGGCACUCCAAGUACCUGGUCGUCUCGAGCAGGCUGUGA